GUAAAAUCAUAUAAUGUGUAAUUUCGACCUCCACAGCUAUUUAGACUAGACUCACAACUACGUCCGUGGUCGACUUAGUCGCAGGUAAUCAUGGCAGACAAGACAGUUGUCAUAAAGACUAAGCUGGGGCAUCUGAGGGGAAGCAUCAAGCACUCUGUCCUCACCGACAACAGUUAUUAUGCGUUUCAAGGCAUCCCUUACGGAAAACCACCUCUGGGAGAUCUUAGGUUCAAGGCACCGCAGCCUUUUGGUGGCUGGGAAGGCAUCAGAGAUGCAUUAGAAGAUGGUCCUGUGGCUAAGCAGAAAAUCUUGUUUCAUACAGCGGACAUGGAUCCUGCCCAGUUUUCAGAGGGUGAAGAAGAUUGUCUUUAUCUUAACAUUUAUAUGAACGAGCUUCCAGACAGCAGCAGGCCCAAGAAACCUGUGAUGUUCUCUAUCCAUGGGGGAGGUUUUAUCGGAGGUUCAGGUGGUUUCAAAAGGGCUGGUCCUGAUAUCUUAUUAUAUGGCGAUGUCAUUUUUGUAUCGCAUAACUACAGACUUGGUGCAUUUGGGUUCCUGUCCUUGGAAAAUGAGGAUGCUCCAGGCAACGCAGGUCUGAAGGACCAGACCCUGGCUCUGAAGUGGGUCCAUGAUAAUAUUGACAGUUUUGGUGGUGACCCCAACAAUGUCACCAUCUUUGGUAUCAGUGCUGGAGGAGCUUCAGUGGGCUACCAUCUGAUAUCCCCUUCAUCUAGAGGUUUAUUCAAUAAAGGUAUCAUGCAAAGUGGGUUUGCUUUAAAUCCGUGGGCUAUUCAAGAAAAUCCACGUUCUAACGCGCUAAGACUUGCAAAACAUCUAGGAUGUAAAUCUGAAGACUCCCAUGAAGUAUUUCAAACUCUCCGAUCUGCGUCUUCUGAUGAUAUCUUAAUUGCUGCGGACAAACUGCCCACAGAUGAGGUUGUGAUGAAGAGAUUUGGUUUGACAUUUGUGCCCUGUGUGGAGACACCAGGACCCGACGCUUUUCUGACCGACAGCCCGGAAAAUGUUAUGAAGAAAGGCGACUUUGCCAAAGUCCCUAUCGUUCUAGGAUGUUGUGUCAAAGAAGGUGCCUUGUUUGGCUUCGUUGGCCUAAAUGAAGAAAAAUUUGCAGUCGUAAAUGAAAAUCCCAGUUUUGUAGUUCCGUCAUUUUUGAGACUCAAAACAGGAAGUGUGGAGGAAAAAGAAGCACAGAAAGAGAUAUGGGACUAUUAUUUAAAAGGAAACCCUAUCUCUUGGGACAACCUCUCCAGUUAUCUAUAUUGUUUAGGGGACAGUUUGUUCCACCUGGGAAUGGAGCAAACUAGGAAAUAUCUUUUGGAAAGGUCUUCAGAGUCUGUCUACUGUUACCUUUUCACCAAUCAUUCUAACUGUUUGUGUAAGAUCAUGAAAGCUAAGUAUGAUGAUCCCGAAGAAUUUUCAAGAAUUGUUACACCAUCAGAGACAUGCCAUGCAGCGGAUGCAGCUUUCGUCUACAUAGUGCACUCCAUCCUCCCAGCAUCUGAUCUGACACCCGCUUCCAAGGAAGCUAGGAUAAAACAAGCCAAAGCAUGGACUUCCUUUGCUUACAAAGGAGAUCCUAACUGCAGUGAACUUGAAGCAAUUUGGAAUAAAAACGCCAAGGAUAACCCAUGUUUCAUGGACAUUGGAACCAGUUGGAACAUGAAUCAAGGGAUACCUCUAUCGGCCAGAAUCAGUUUCUGGGAGAAGCUGUACUCGAAAUAUCGCUCUGAGUGACAUCUUGUCUACGCUGUCACGCUCUGGAAUAGUACUUAAAUUUGUGUGUGUA
This is a messenger RNA of Homalodisca vitripennis (glassy-winged sharpshooter), 1804 nucleotides long. RefSeq names its product venom carboxylesterase-6-like. The record is from RefSeq and is a predicted model, not a curated record. The transcript is spliced from 11 exons. Bases 91 to 1752 code for a protein of 553 amino acids. NCBI's taxonomy places the organism in Eukaryota, Metazoa, Arthropoda, Insecta, Hemiptera, Cicadellidae.